AUGGCGAACCCUCACCCCAUCCAGCGACUGGCCGAGGACCGACCCUUUCACCAGAAAGAUUCCAUCAAGUCCGGUCUCCACGGCGCCGUGGUAGGUGGUGGAGCUGGUCUCUUCGCCUCCGCCGUGCAGAAUUCGCUCGCAAAACACCAUGUUGGGGUUUGGGGCGUCUUCACACGCACUGGUGGCACCAUCGCCUCAUUUGCCGCCCUCACAACUGUUUACAGCUUCUCCAAGGAUGCCGCUGCCAACUUGCGCGAGAAGGAUGAUUCCUUCAACAUAACUAUCGCUUCCUUUCUAGGAGGUGCUACACUAGGGCUAAGGUCCGGCCGAUUGCCGCGUGUUCUUGGUCUUGGCGCUGCCUUCGCCGUUGUCAUGACUGCCUUUGAUUUCACUGGUAGCAGUCUCGUUGGCAAGCAGACCGAAAUCUCCAGCAUGGAUGAGUACGAUCGCAAAGAAUAUCUCCGGAAGAACCGUAGACGACCCAUAGAAGAGACAAUAGCCGAUAUUGGGGAAGGCAGAGGAAUUGAACCGCCGGGUUACGAAGAACGAAGACGAGAGAGGCUAAAGGAGAAAUAUGGUGUCGAUAUCAAACCCGUCUCGGCGCUAGCAAACUAA
Messenger RNA from Xylaria bambusicola, 615 nucleotides. RefSeq lists its product as uncharacterized. Bases 1 to 615 code for a protein of 204 amino acids. Lineage: Eukaryota; Fungi; Ascomycota; Sordariomycetes; Xylariales; Xylariaceae. The record is from RefSeq and is a predicted model, not a curated record. The transcript is spliced from 4 exons. Gene Ontology annotation, biological process: mitochondrial respiratory chain complex I assembly.